CUGCAUAUAAAUUAUAUUAUCGUUUCCUACUAUGCAGCCCCUGUCAGUGUCGUGUGCCAACAACCACACCAGAGGAGCGACCUGACAACCUCUGUGCUUGAAGCGAGCUGAGCUAGGGGAUCAUCGGUGCCCAGCCAUGUCGGCCGGCGAGAUGCGGAAGACGGCGUGCGUCACCGGAGGGAGCGGCUACAUCGCUUCAGCGCUCGUCAAGACGCUGCUCGAGAAGGGAUACGCCGUCAAGACGACGGUCAGAGACCCCGAUAACAUGGAGAAGAAUUCCCAUCUCAAGGACUUGCAAGCGCUUGGCCCCUUGGAGAUCAUCCGUGCCCGGCUGGAUGAAGAAGGCAGCUUCGACGACGCAGUUUCCGGCUGCGACUACGCCUUCCUCGUCGCUGCCCCGAUGGACUUCGGGUCGGCAGAUCCUGAGAGGGAUAUGAUCGGCGCAGCCGUGCAAGGAACACUCAACGUGAUGAGGUCGUGCGUGAAAGCCGGAACGGUGAAGCGGGUGAUCCUGACGUCGUCGGAUUCUGCGGUCUCCAUGAGGCCGCUGCCGGACGACGUUCAUGUGCUCGACGAGAGCUCCUGGUCCGACAUCGAGUACCUCAGGGCCAACAAACCAGAAACAUGGGCAUACGCAGUGUCGAAGGUGCUUGCUGAGAAGGCGGCGAGCAAAUUCGCGGAGGAGAACGGCAUCAGCCUUGUCACCAUGUUGCCGGUGUUCAUCUUGGGCGCGGCGCCGGUCUCCAAGCCCACGUCAAGCGUCCCCGUCACCCUGUCCCUGUUGACUGGCGAUGAGGCACAGAUGGAUAUCAUGAUAGGCAUGCAGUCGACCACGGACUGCGUGCCCAUAAGCCACAUCGACGACCUCUGUCAUGCCGAGGUGUUCGUCGCCGAGAAUGAGUCCUCCUCAGGAAGAUACCUCUGCUGCAGUCACAACACCACCGUCUUGCAACUCGCUCGUCUCAUGGCGGAGAAGUACCCGCAAUACAACAUAAAAAUCGAAUGCUUUGAUGGGUCCCCAGAGAGGCCGAGAGUGUGUGUGACGUCUGAGAAGCUCAUCAGGGAAGGGUUUGUGUACAAGUACAAUGAUCUAGGUGAGAUCUUUGACGACCUUGUCGAGUACGGCAGAACCACGGGGAUUCUGCCCUAUUGAUGUCUGUGUCAGUUACUCAGUUGUUCAUCGAUAUGUGAUCAGAACAAAAUAAUGUCAUCUCAAAUAAGCAGAAACUCACACCAGGCUCAUUUAAUUAUCGAUCUUUCUCUUUCCUCCCUCGCA
Messenger RNA from Triticum aestivum (bread wheat), 1276 nucleotides. Its product is annotated as anthocyanidin reductase ((2S)-flavan-3-ol-forming). Bases 137 to 1153 code for a protein of 338 amino acids. The transcript is spliced from 6 exons. Gene Ontology annotation, molecular function: oxidoreductase activity, acting on the CH-OH group of donors, NAD or NADP as acceptor. Lineage: Eukaryota; Viridiplantae; Streptophyta; Magnoliopsida; Poales; Poaceae. The record is from RefSeq and is a predicted model, not a curated record.